AUGCGGAACUCCAUAUUCAUCAAUCCGCGCCAGCGCCGGCAGCAAGAGGCUGAUCAAACUGCUGCCCGCUUCAGCCAGCCGACAGUCGGACGCCAUCGUGCCCGCGCCCAUCUGCACGCAAAUACACUUCACCGGCAAGAACGCAGUUUCGACGAAGAUACAACAGAGCAUCACCAAGAUGUUGUUGCUAAUAUCCACCGUCUUCGUUCUCCUCAAUCUGCCGAGCUACGUGGCGCGCCUGUACGCGUUCGUCUGCUUCUCGUUCUGGCAGGAGGCGACGCCGCUGACCCUGUGGUGCCUGCAGCAGUUCUUCAUGAUGCUCUACUACACCAACUUCAGCAUCAACUUCCUGCUCUACUCCAUGUGCGGCAUCACCUUCCGGCGCUGCCUCUGGCAGCUCGUUCGCAAGAACCUCAAGAACAUCACACACUACCACUGCAACCCUCAGCAGUACACUUGAACGCCAGCCCUCCACUGGUGACUUGUAACACAUUUCUUGAGUGUGAUCUCUUUCAGUACCUGAGUGUAGUGACCGGCGAAAGUCAGCUUGUGAGGUGUAAAAGUGCAGUUUUCGAUCUACCUCUUCUGUAAACAGAGUGUUAGUACUAUUAAGCCUUUACAACUGUCGGAAAAACUAAUUGUGUGCUGUUCCUCUCAGUAGCAACGUAAAUUUGUUCGCCGAAUGGGUGAAUAAAUUCAGUGAUGAAAAGCACACUUAACUGUGUCUGUUACAAAAGAGGUUUCUUUGGGAGAGGCAAGUACACACACCAGUGCUUUUCCUAAUGGCUUAAAAUAGCGCUUCCAAUACUAUUUGCACAAUUAUUUGUCUCUAUACGCCUCCAUAUUCUCCUAAAUACGACCAAUUAUUCGAUGUGACUAAAUGGGUGUAUUUAAUACGAGGUUUGUCCAGAAAGUAAGUUCCGAUCGGUAACGAAAAGGAAACCACAGUGAAAACCAGAAACGUUUUAUUUGCAACAGUUAGGUACAACUUCCACCUACUUCUCUACAUAGUGGCCGCCCCAACUUCGAGUUUUGUCGUAGUCUUGUAUCAACUUUCCAAUAUCUUCAUCAUAGAAAGCAGCCGCUUGUGCUUUCGGCCAGUUAUCUGCACUGGUCUUCAGCUCGUUGUCUGUGGCAAAAUGUUGUCUUCACAGUCAGCGGUUCUUGUGAGCAGAGAUGAGACUCAGGGGGAGCCUAUUAAGGACUAUAUUGUGGGUGAUCAAACACAUCUCAUCGAAAACGCUGCCGGAGCGCCUUCAUUGCCCCUGCAGUGCGCGGCCGAGAAUUGGCAUGAAGAAGGAACUCAAAACUGAAAACAGCGAAGCGACACGAUUGACGGGCAUACUAGACACACAGUCCAACACAUCUGCGCAAAGCUUUACCGGAUUUUCCCAGUGGUUUCCAUUUCGCGACCGAUCUGAACUUACUUUCUGGGCAACCGUCGUAGACAGGCGAGUAGAGGGAACUGAGUACAUAAAAUUUUGAAUAGCAACCCACAUCCGGAGAACUACCGUUUGCGUUCUAGACGGUUCCACUUCAAACCUUUAACUCAUCCGCUUCUGACUGAAGAACUGAACUAGGUGUGACGCAGUACAGUUAUUAGGCAACAACUCGAAAGUAAACACAAUGAAGCAUCCAUUUUUCACUUAACCACAUUUGUUUGUAUUAACACUUGCACAUUACCUGUUUACAUUAUUCAAAAACAAAGCAGAAAAGACAUUGUACCUGCGAAACAUGUUAUGAUACACACUCUCCACACGACCUGAGAUCUCUUCAAUUUCUACUGCAGCGGCCAGAAAUCGUACCAUCAGACCUUCCUCUCUCUGUACAGGAGUCUCGUAAAUUAAACUUUGCAUAUGACUCCACAAG
Messenger RNA from Schistocerca cancellata (South American locust), 1869 nucleotides. RefSeq lists its product as uncharacterized. NCBI's taxonomy places the organism in Eukaryota, Metazoa, Arthropoda, Insecta, Orthoptera, Acrididae. The coding region runs from base 1 to 591 and encodes 196 amino acids. The transcript is spliced from 4 exons. The record is from RefSeq and is a predicted model, not a curated record.